This is a messenger RNA of Entrophospora sp. SA101, 1470 nucleotides long. The record is from the annotation of a GenBank genome assembly. Lineage: Eukaryota; Fungi; Glomeromycota; Glomeromycetes; Entrophosporales; Entrophosporaceae.
AUGACUUUAAAUCUUCACGCUGGUAUUCAAGAACAGGACAUAAUCAAUUUUAUGACAAAUGCCAAGGCAUGCGUGAAUAAAGGCGAAGUUUGGUUAUUCUUUGAUGAAAUUAAUACUUGUAAUCAUAUUGGAUUACUUGCUGAUCUUAUUGCCCACAGAUUAAUUAAAGGAAUAGAAAUACAUCCAAAAAUUCGACUUUUUGCAGCAUGUAAUCCUUAUCGUAUACGUACCAGAAGUAUUAGUCAGGUCGGAUUAGAAGUUAAGAAUAGAAUAUACAACGAACAAAGUGACCUUGUUUAUCAAGUAAAACCAAUUCCUGAUCAAAUUUUAGAUUAUGUUUGGGAUUAUGGUGUACUAGAAUCAAAUGAUGAAAAAAAAUAUAUUGAAAUUAUGGUAAAAAAUCAAUUAAAUACGAAAAAGAAAGAUCUUUUUGCCAAACUAUUGUUUGAAUCUCAAAAAUUCAUAAGAGAAAUCGAAGAACCUUAUAGUGUAAGUUUACGAGAUGUUAAGCGUGCAAUUAAAUUGGUAAAAUUUUUUGAGGAAAGCCUUAAAGAUCGUCCGCCAAUUAAAGCAGAUGCGCAAAAAUAUCCAAGAAAUAUUGGUUCCAUCGAUAUUACAGUUCGAUCAUAUGUAUUAUCAUUGGCACUUUCUUAUCAAGCGAGGAUUGCGCGGAAGGAUUUACGUGAACAAUUUAGAAAAAAAUUGUGCGAAAUCUUCCAAUUUAUCAGUGAAAAACAAUUCAUUAAUAUAAUAAGGGAGGAACAAGAAGAUUAUAUCAAUAGAAUGAUCCUCCCUCCAAAUACUGCAAAAAAUGAGGCACUCUUAGAAAACGUAUUAGUCAUGAUUGUAUGCAUUUUAACUAAAAUACCUGUAUUUAUUAUCGGAUCUCCAGGAUCUUCGAAGUCUUUGGCUAUUCGACUUGUUAGUCAAAGUUUGCGUGGAUCAGACUCCAAUGAUCAAUAUUUCAGACGAUUGCCACAGAUAUAUAUAAUUCCGCAUCAAGGAUCAUCAUCUUCAACAUCUGAUGGCAUUUUAAAUGUUUUUGAAAAGGCACAAAAUUUUCAGAAUACAAGUUCUGAAGAGUUCCCUGUAAUUAGUGUAGUGUUACUUGAUGAAGGUAUAAUUUUUGUUAUGAUUUGUAUUCACAGGCCCAAGUUUGAACUUAAAGAUUUGGUUGAUAUUUCAACCAGUUUAUUGACUGACAAAAUCCAUAAUGUUUCUCAAGAGGCGCUUCAACCACUUGCAGAUAGAUUUGAUAUAUAUAUAAUUCCGCAUCAAGGAUCAUCAUCUUCAACAUCUGAUGGCAUUUUAAAUGUUUUUGAAAAGGCACAAAAUUUUCAGAAUACAAGUUCUGAAGAGUUCCCUGUAAUUAGUGUAGUGUUACUUGAUGAAGGUAUAAUUUUUGUUAUGAUUUGUAUUCACAGGUUAAUUUAUUUAACUAAAUUAUUUAUGCUAUCACAAAUAUCAUAA